AGGAUCGAAUCUUUAUUCUUUCUUGUGGUCCUGCUCGAGGUUUUCUAGAGAGGAAAAAACCCACUGGACAGGUUUUAAAGAGGGUCAGGACUGGAUACACACACGGACCACUUAAUCUCGUAGAUCAUUGUAAACUUCUGAAAUUGUGGAAUCAGGUGCAAUACAGGUUAUUCAAUUAAAAAACAUAAAUAAAGGAAGACAAAUAUUGAAACUAUUGCCUCAAUGGACCUAAUAAACCUGUUAAAAUUUGUAAUUUAAUUAACCGGUGCCUUUUGUGGUGUUUGUUUCAAUUACAGUGGGUCAAAAGUUAGAAGAUAGAAGAGAAGCGUUCUUUUCAACUGUGCCAAAUUCUUGAAGCAAUUAUGUCAUCACUGCGAUAAAAUAAUACGAUGAAUAAUACAACGCGGGAAGAAAUUCAACACGCUUUAGAAAUUCGCGUGCAUUGUGAAUCGCAGUAACAUUGUUUAUACUGAAAAACCAUGAACGCUGUGUGUGAUCUUGUUUAUCAUUCUUUGAACUAAAAAAGCUAAUAAUAUAGAAAAAGGAGAAAAGCAUAGUAUCAAUAGUACUUUAUGCAAAGUGCAGUGUAAUUUAGAUUUUUAUAAUUAACCUUAACGACUAACUCUGUGUCCAGUUUCGUUUCUUUUUUUUUUUUUUUUUUUGUAUAAUGACUUCCAUGUUAUGCGAAGAAGACUCGAAGGUUGCAAGGAUGAAGCAGAAACUGAUGAACGACGUACACGUGAAAGAAGAAACGCGAUCCUUCCUUAGCGUUUUCAGAGAGAACCUAAGCAUUUCUCCGUCUGACCUUGAACAAGGCUUCAACAAACAUCGAUUUCGACCGAAUAGAAAUACGAUUUUAAGUGUGACGUCUCUGUUAAUUGCUCUUCUCUGCCUGAGUCUCGAAAGUUGGAAAUUCCAUUGUUCUUUGAUUAAUGCUCGGGAAAUCGAAGAGCUAAAACGAAGUGUAGAGAGUUUGAAACAUCGCUUCGUGAAAGAAGAUCUACUAAAUGAACUAAAAGCCUUCGAAGAACAGUUGUACACCGAAAUGUACAAUGAUGACGAUGAUGAUCCAGACGAAGCAGAUAUCGACAAUGCGGAUUACGACUCAAAUUAUGACGAUGAUACGUUUUCUUCGCACGAUUACUCUCCGGUAUUCGGUGCUCCGUCCGAUUUCCCUGAUUCCUCGUCGACAAUUGCUCCUGUACCCUCUCCAACAGAGCGCAGUGCAGAUAAAACAUUGCUGAAGUUAGCAGCAGCUCACAAGAUCGAGGUCAAAUAUAAUCAAGAACCGAUGAAAAAUUACAAGAACGUGGAUCGGGAACGUCAUCAAGAAAAGAAGGUUCUGGAAGGGAAAUUGGAAAAUCAUGAAAAUAAUACUAAACGAAAGCGAGAUGUACUAGGUACGGAUAAUGUAAAGGAUCGUUUUUUAAGCUGGAAGAUGAGCUUGAAGCGUAAACGGUCGAUUGACGAAGGAAACCAUAAUUCCAAGAGAUCAUUUGUCAGAAGACAUUCUCCUAGGAGAACGGUCGCUUCUAGUUCCGGUUCUAAAGAGAUGUUGGAUGAUAGAAGCAUCGAUGACCAACGAAACACGUCUAUUGUCGUUUCUAGUAGAUAUCCACCAAAGAAGUAUAAUACCCACUCGUCUUUAGAUACCACCGAUGCAUCUCCAUCGAAACAUAACAAGUUUACUGUGCAAGGUGUCACGAACCAUUCUGCAAAGAUUUCUCACAAAUUUCGAAAGAAUAUGAAUCUCUCUCGAAAAAUAGUUGCUAUUCAUUUUGAUGGAGAUCGGAGUAAAGCCUCAGGAUCAGACUAUUAUGCUGGAAAUGGGAGAAUUCGUCAUGGCGGUAGUACGUUUAAGGCUUGGAAACCAAGUGAUUGGGUAAAUGAUCUUGGUAUGGGCGAAUACUUCAGCAUGUCUGAUGACGGGAAUGUUACCAUUUACGAAACAGGAUUAUAUCUAGUUUACGCGCAGAUUCAUUACAACGAUGAUCAUGAUGAAAUUGGAUUUCAUCUGGUAGUGAAUGGUCGGCCUAUUCUUCAAUGCAUGAUUGAUAACUCUGGUCACUCACGUAACAUUAGCCAGACCUGUUUUUCGGCACAGCUGACACGGCUCAAAAAACAAGACGUUUUAGUUUUCAAAGAGGCCAGUUCACCGAGAUUCGCCAUUUUCGACAAGGAAAACAGUUUCUUCGGACUAGUGAAACUUGGGGAACUAAGAAGGCCAUCGCAGUGAUCGCUUAUUUGAAGAUAGUAGUAAUAAUCAUCGAUUAUAAUCAAACUUUAAUAUGCACUUAUCACUUAUCACGAGUGAAUUUCUUAAAAAACGAAGUGCUUAUCUUACUUUAAUAAAAAGUAAUUUAUUGACCGUUCAUCAUGGCAAUGAUACCGUAAAGCGUUUGUUUCAGCUAUUGUCGAUAUUUAAUGAAAAUAGACGCGGGUCAAUUUUGUUAAUUAAAGACCAAUGGAUCUAUUUCUGCCUAUGAAUGUAUAUUACCGCUGUAAAUAAGAUUUUUGUGUUUUAUUAUUAAGCAGUUUUUGAAACCGCCAAUUUUCUACAGAGUCCAAAGAUAGUGAGAGUGCAAGUGAGAAAAAAAUUAGAUUAAGAUCUUAUAACUAAUGUAUCCGAAUAAAAUAAAUUUUGCGAUACGAUUGUGACACAUGUUCUAACACAC
Molecule: messenger RNA, 2675 nt
Organism: Bombus pascuorum
Lineage: Eukaryota; Metazoa; Arthropoda; Insecta; Hymenoptera; Apidae
Gene: egr
Product: protein eiger
Exons: 4
Coding region: 668-2236 (522 amino acids)
Biological process (GO): immune response
Cellular component (GO): membrane
Molecular function (GO): tumor necrosis factor receptor binding; receptor ligand activity
Source: RefSeq, a predicted model, not a curated record